GGGCUCGCGCGGCACACGUGUGGCAUUGCUGCUGCCGCGCGGCCUCUGGUUCGCUGCUGCACGGCUGGCUCCACCAGUCCACUGAUCAAGUCCUCUGAGACUUGUCUGACCUUGCCUCUUGCCUUGGCCGCGUCCUGUCCGUCCCACAAAUAGACGUCAUCGCCGCGCCGAUCUGGAGCAGUGCAGUGCAGGUUGAUCGCGCGGACAUGGCUGAGGCGGCGGCGGCGGACAUGGCGCACGUGCUGGUGUUCCCGAUCCCGGCGCAGGGCCACCUCAACAGCUUCCUCCACUUCUCCACGGGGCUCCUCCGCGCCGGCCUCCACGUCACCUUCCUCCACACCGUCCACAACCUCCGCCGCCUGGGCGCCGCCGCGCGCGAGGCCGCGGCCGCCUCGCCGCGCCUCCGCUUCCUGUCCAUCCCCGACGGCCUCCCCGACGACGACCCCCGCGACGUGGGCGGCAUCCCGCAGCUCCUGGAGGGCCUGCGCACGACGGCCAGCGCCGCGUACCGCGACCUGCUCGCCUCGCUGCCCCGCGCGGGGGGCACCGCCGACGACGGGUUCCCGCCGGUGACGUGCGUCGUCGCCGACGGCGUCAUGCCGUUCGCCUGGGCUAUAGCCGAGGAGCUCGGCGUCCCCGCGAUCGCGUACCGCACGGUGAGCGCGUGCUCCGUCCUGGCGUACCUGUCCGUGCCCAAGCUGAUCGAGCUCGGCGAGCUCCCGUUCCCCGAGGGCGGCAACCUCGACGAGCCCAUCCGCGGCGUCCCGGGGAUGGAGGGCUUCCUGCGGCGGCGAGACCUCCCGGUCCAGUGCCGCUCCCUCACCGACACGUAUCAAGACCCCCUGCUGGAGACGGUGGUCGCGGCCACCGUGCAGAGCCGCAAGGCAAGGGCUCUCAUGCUCAACACGACGGCGUCCCUUGAGCGGGCAUCCCUCGCACACCUCGCGCGGGAGAUGCGCGACGUGUUCGCCGUCGGGCCACUCCACGCCAUGUCCCCGGCGCCGGCGGCCGCCACGAGCCUGUGGCGCCACGACGACGGGUGCUUGGCGUGGCUCGACGGCCAGGCGGAGCGGUCCGUGGUGUAUAUCAGCCUGGGGAGCCUCACGGUGAUCUCCCACGAGCAGUUCACCGAGUUCCUGCACGGGCUCGUCGCCGUCGGCUACCCGUUCCUGUGGGUGCUCCGGCCGGACAUGCUCGGGGCGAGUCAGGGCGCGGCGCUCAAGGAGGCCGUCGCCGCGGCCGGGGAGGGCAGGUCGUGCGUCGUGCCGUGGGUGCCGCAGCGGGACGUGCUCCGGCACCGCGCCGUGGGGUGCUUCCUGACGCACGCCGGGUGGAACUCGACGGUCGAGGGCGUCGUGGAGGGCGUGCCGAUGGUGUGCUGGCCCUUCUUCGCGGACCAGCAGGUGAACAGCCGGUUCGUGGGCGCCGUGUGGAGGAACGGGCUGGACAUGAAGGACGUGUGCGAGAGGGACGUGGUGGAGGGGACGGUGAGAGUGGCCAUGGAGUCCUCCGAGGUCAGGAGGACGGCGCGCGCCCUGGCGGAGCAGGUGGAGCGUGACGUCGGCGACGGCGGCUCGUCGGCGCUGGAGUUCAAGCGGCUCGUCAGCUUCAUCAGGGAGCUCAGCAGCACGUCAGCAGCAGAGCCCGAUCUAUCUUCAUAAUAAAGAAUUAGUAUAUGCAUGGCCAUAGACGGACAUCUCUCGCGCAGGGUACUGUGGAACAGUGCGGUGAUUCUUGUUAAGAUUGGAUUGCUGCUUCAGAUUAAGAAUUGGACUAGCCCCAAACCUCCCAAGAAGGAUUAGAGACUCGAUCAGUAUGAGGUUAUUCUUCAGUCGCCGAUAAACAGUUUGUUUGUUUUUGUUUUUUUUAUCAAAUUGAUAAGCAGUAUUUGUUGGAUGAUACUCAACACAA
Messenger RNA from Panicum virgatum (switchgrass), 1911 nucleotides. Its product is annotated as myricetin 3-O-rhamnoside 1,2-glucosyltransferase UGT709G2-like. Lineage: Eukaryota; Viridiplantae; Streptophyta; Magnoliopsida; Poales; Poaceae. The transcript has a single exon. The record is from RefSeq and is a predicted model, not a curated record. The coding region runs from base 207 to 1661 and encodes 484 amino acids. Gene Ontology annotation, molecular function: UDP-glycosyltransferase activity.